GGUAAGUUCUCUGGGUGAAAAGCAUGCUGCAGUUUGAAAGCCAGGCGCGUCCUCCCUUUGUAGAAACGCAAGGGCGUCCUCUCAAUAAAAGCUGCCCCUGUGUGUGUGUGUGUGUAUGUGUGCGCUGAGAGAAUGAAGUCGGCUGCUGAUGCUGCAAGCGGAGCGCUGUGAUCGGUGACUCUGCGCUCCGCACCCACGGGGAGAGAGGCAGCGUUGUGCCCCCUCGAUGACUCUGCGCUCGGUGGCCCGCCUGGCUCACAAUGAAUGGCUGCCUGUGGCUGUAGAGAGAGGCAGAGAGGGACGGGGAGAGAGAAGCCGCAUUCCUCCAUUGAGACUCGCUCUGAUCGCUUACUGCAAAGGGGACAGCGUGGUGCCUGUACAAGCACCAUGGCUCAGACGCUGCAGAUGGAGAUUCCUAACUUCGGCAACAACAUCCUGGAGUGCCUGAACGAGCAGCGGCUGCAGGGGCUGUACUGCGACGUGUCCGUGGUGGUCAAGGGCCACGCCUUCAAGGCUCACCGCGCCGUGCUGGCAGCCAGCAGCUCCUACUUCCGCGACCUCUUCAACAGCGGCAGCAAGAGCAGCGUGGUGGAGCUGCCGUCGGCCGUGCAGCCCCAGAGCUUCCAGCAGAUUCUGUCCUUCUGCUACACGGGGCGGCUCAGCAUGAACGUGGGGGAGCAGUUCCUGCUCAUGUACACCGCCGGCUUCCUGCAGAUCCAGCAGAUCAUGGAGAAGGGCACAGAGUUCUUCCUCAAGGUCAGCUCUCCGAGCUGUGACUCCCAGGGGCUCCACGCCGAGGAGACCGGCCCCUCCUCGGAGCCCCAGAGCCCCGUCACCCAGACCGUCCGCCCGCCGUCCUGCCACACCCCGCUCGCCCUGGCCUCCCGCGUCAAGACCGAGCAGCAGGACUGCCCCUCCGACUCUGUGGUGUGCACCCCCGUCGCCAAGCGGCUCUGGGAGGGGGGCAGCCGGGACUCUGGGGGGGCCUCCGGGGGGGGCACGAGGAAGGCGGCUCGGUUCUCUCAGGAAGCCAGCCGGGCGGGGGGCGGAGCCGGAGGAGGUCCGAUCAACAACAACAGCAGCAACAGCCAUGGCAGCGCGUCCGAGAGAACCAGCCCUGGCACAUCCAGCGCCUACACCAGCGACUCGCCAAACUCCUACCACGACGAGGACGAGGAGGAGGAGCCUGGAGAGGAGAGCACUGAGGAGCAGUACAGGCAGAUCUGCAACAUGUACACCAUGUACAGCAUGCUGAAUGUGGGGCCCGCAGCGGGCGAGCGGGUGGACGCCCUGCCUGAUCACAUGACCUCGGACACUCGGAGCAGGAUGCGGGUUCGACAGGACCUGGCCUCGCUGCCCGCCGAGCUCAUCACACAGAUUGGGAACCGCUGUCACCCCAAACUGUACGAGGAGGGGGACCCCGCGGAGAAGCUGGAGCUCGUCACGGGUACCAGCGUGUUCAUCACCCGCGCUCAGCUGAUGAACUGCCACGUGAGCGCAGGGACGCGACACAAAGUGCUGCUGAGGAGACUGCUGGCCUCCUUCUUCGACAGGAACACUCUGGCAAACAGCUGUGGCACAGGAAUCCGCUCCUCCACCAACGACCCGAGCAGGAAGCCGCUGGACAGCCGCGUGCUGCACGCCGUCAAGUUUUACUGUCAGAACUUCGCUCCGAGCUUCAAGGAGAGCGAGAUGAACGCGAUCGCGGCCGACAUGUGCACCAACGCCCGGCGCGUCGUCCGCAAGAGCUGGAUCCCCAAACUCAAGCUGCUGAUGGGCGAGGGGGAGCAGUACCCCAACUUCCUCCCCGACGCCGCCAAGAUGGAGGCCGAGGUGCUGGCGCAGGCGGAGCACGGGUUCGAAAGCAGCAGCAGCCACGACGCGGAGGCAGCUUCGGCAGGGGAGGGGCUGCAGUGAGGGAGGGAGGGAGGGAGGGAGAAGCGCUUAUUUUAUUAAGUGGUGAUGAUAAUGCACACUCCCUGCCCCCCCCACCCUCCCCCCCAACACACACACACACACGUCCGUACGUGCGUGAGUCACCUUCACUUCAUCUUCCCCCAGCACACACACACACUGCCCCCUAGUGAACUGGAGGAUCAGCCGAGACCAGCAGCAGCAGCAGUGUGUGUGUGUGUGUGAGUGUGAGUGUGAGUGAGGUGUUGGUUAAGAGAUGAAUCUGCCCUUUUCAAUGCAGCUCCCACUGUUCUUCCUGAACCGAAGGGGACCCCAGCCUGGUCUGGCCACGCUCCCUGACCCCCCGCGUGGCCGUGGGCUCUGCACCGCGCUGUGAGAAACACUUUAGAUUUUUGAAUGUAGUGGUUGUUAGGACUGGCUUGUAGAAGCAGCCUGAUAGUCGUGUUGAAAGGCAACACUAUUUUAAUAGCAGAGCUGCCUGGCUCUGCCCAUUCCUCUCCAUGUGGUCCUGGAAGCACACCUGAGCAAUUACACUUUAAUUACACUCCAAUUACAUUUCAAUUACGCUGCAGUAAAGACAAUUCGAAUUGCACUAAAAAUUAAGAAGCCGCUCCCCCACUCGGUGUGUUUUAAAUAACUCUCGAAAACACAAGAGUAACGAUGGAGCGACAGAUCAGUGUGGCGAUGGAUCAGCGGUGGAAUCAGAAUCACGCAGGUGUGCUGAGCUUCAGCUCCAGCGACAGUAGUGAAUUGCAGAGUCACGGCUGUAGCUGAGCCCAGGUGUGCUGCCUGUCUGUCUGUCUCUGUGUCUGUCUGCAUUGGCAGGGCUGGAUUGAUCUCUGUUGACGAGUU
Molecule: messenger RNA, 2766 nt
Organism: Polyodon spathula (Mississippi paddlefish)
Lineage: Eukaryota; Metazoa; Chordata; Actinopteri; Acipenseriformes; Polyodontidae
Product: nucleus accumbens-associated protein 1-like
Exons: 6
Coding region: 265-1917 (550 amino acids)
Biological process (GO): regulation of transcription by RNA polymerase II
Molecular function (GO): RNA polymerase II cis-regulatory region sequence-specific DNA binding; DNA-binding transcription factor activity, RNA polymerase II-specific; protein binding
Source: RefSeq, a predicted model, not a curated record